AUGUCUUGGAGGACAUUUGACGCCCAAACGGACAUCAGUGUCACUGCCGUCAUUGGACAUCGGUGGCCCAAUCUCCAUCCUGCCCUCCCACUCUCCCCCUUCCUCCCCAGUGCCGUCCCGCUGCAUGAUGAGGUCCGAUAUGGAAACCCUAGUGAUAUCCUGUGUCAUCAUCAUGCCGCACUUGCAUGUCCAAUGACGAUCGAGGUCGAUGCGCGUGUGGGGGGGCAUGGGAUGGGUUGUGGCAGAAUGUAUGCAUGGGUCACGUCGUCAACGUACAGUGUUGUGGUCAUAUCUGGCAGUGCUGCCUCGGGUGAGGGCUUAUGCGUGUGGUGGGGAUGA
Molecule: messenger RNA, 339 nt
Organism: Desarmillaria tabescens
Lineage: Eukaryota; Fungi; Basidiomycota; Agaricomycetes; Agaricales; Physalacriaceae
Exons: 3
Coding region: 1-339 (112 amino acids)
Source: RefSeq, a predicted model, not a curated record